AUAAUAAAAAGAGAUGCCGUAAGGAACCCACUAUUCGUGUUGAACAUUGACUGUAUACCAAGAAAGUAGACCUCAAGCACCCCGCUUUCACAUAUUGAAAAGUUGUGAGUCAAAGUGUUGACGACACUUGUGUAGGAUCACAAGUUUUUCGAGCUGAUGCAGACAGCCAAUAGUGGAAGCACGCGGGGAUUCGCAAUUGACGUGGCGUGAAGAUUUUAAGAAGCCUACGAUCAUGGCUGAUUAUCUCCAAAUACUCAGCGCCAUUGCGUUGGCGUUCGUUGCUGUAUAUUAUUACUUAACAUCAACCUUCGAUUUUUGGAGAAGGAAAGGUGUACCUGGACCUGAUCCAAUACCUGUAUUUGGCACUAUUAAAGAUGUUCUCUUGAAAAAAGCAACAAUUGGCGUUCAUAUAAGGCAGCUGUAUGAAAAAUACAAAAAUGAGCCCCUUAUUGGAAUCUUUAUAAACAGUACUCCUAAUGCUAUCGUAUGUGACAUGGAUCUCAUUAAGGAUGUUCUCAUCAAAGAUUUUUCUGUUUUCGAUGAUCGUGGAAUCGUUAUUAAUGGGAAGGUGGAACCAUUAACCGACCACAUCUUCAAUUUAGAAGUAAAGAGAUGGCGGCCACUACGAACAAGGCUCACGCCAGUUUUUACAUCUGGAAAACUCAAGGAAAUGUUUCACUUGAUAAUGGAAUGCUCGGACCACUUAGAGAAAUAUUUGGUGAAACUAGAACAAGAAGGGGAGCCGAUAGAGUUUCGCGAAGUAGCAGCAAAAUUCACGACUGACGUCAUCGGCAGUUGUGUUUUUGGGAUUAACAUGAAUGCAUUAUCCAGUGAAGAAAGUGAAUUUCGGCGAAUGGGAAAGAAGGUUUUCUCAACUUCGCUAUGGGAUACCUUAAAGUUUACAUUCCGAGAAUUUCUGCCGAAAUUAUACUUCUUUAUUAUGUCUCUACAACCGCAUUCGAAUGGUACUAAAUUUUUCAUACGAGUUGUAUCGGACACUAUCAAGUAUAGAGAAGAAAAUAACGUGAUUAGGCCAGAUUUCAUGAACAUGCUGAAAGAGUUAAAGAAUCACCCAGAGAAGUUACAAGAUAUCGAAUUGACGGACAACUUGCUGGCUGCGCAAGCAAUGGUCUUCUUCGCAGCUGGCUUCGAAACAUCAUCGACUACUAUCUGUCACGCUCUUUAUGAGAUGGCGCUGAAUCCGCAGGUGCAAGAAAAAUUGCGUGCAGAAAUUAAAGAGUUUAGUAUAAAAAACAAUGGCUCCAUCAAGUAUGAUGAUAUAAAAGAAAUGAAAUAUUUAGACAAAGUUUUUAAAGAAACACUAAGGAAGUAUCCACCAGGAGCUAUGGUGAGGAGAAAAUGCAACAGCGAUUAUACCUUCAGUAAUACGAAAGUAACAAUUCCUAAAGGUACUAGAGUAUUGGUUCCGGUAUUAGGAAUUCAUCACGAUCCCAGCAUUUAUCCAAAUCCAGAAGUCUUUGACCCAGAAAGAUUUAACCAAGAAGCAGUUGCGCUGAGACAUCCAAUGAGCUACUUACCUUUUGGAGAUGGACCACGAAAUUGCAUUGGUGCACGUUUUGCAGUUUACCAAACGAAAAUGGGCAUAAUAAAAACGCUAACAAAUUUUAAAGUCGACGUUUGUGAAAAAACAAUGAUUCCGUAUGAAAGUAAUCCACGUGCCAUAAUAUAUAGUCCAAAAGGGGGAAUAUACUUAAAACUAAGUAAAGUAACAAAUUGAGCUAAGACGAAAAGAGAUUAAAACAAGGUUCAAAAUGUUAAGGAUAUCGAAGCAUCUACAAGAAACAGAUAUCAAAGGAUUAUUAAAACUAUAAAAUUCGUUACAUUUCUCAUAUUUAUUGUGUCCGUAUGGUAAACAUCCGAAUGUAAUUCGGUAAAAUAAAGUAAGAAAGUAGUGUAUAAGUCUGUACUUCCGAAAUAGACCUGUCGCCGAUCAAUAUGGCGUUUGGAAGGGAGAUGGGGGAGGAGAGUAGACGACAAAUAUAAAAUAUUGGUUUCGGCCAUUUACUUAUACUAGUAUUAUUAAUACUAAUUUUCAAGAUAUUAAUGAAAAAUCUAAGCUAAGUUAACUUAACCGCACAAUAAUUUGUAUAGAUCUCAUAAGUUAUACAGGGCGAUUAUCUUGUUAAAGAUCUCUAAAACAGUUGUUUACAGUACAAUGUUCCGGCGAUAUUUUCCAUCUCAAUAAUAUUCCAUCUCAUAAGUGGUCCGAUUCCUCUUGGCCUAGUACCAUCCUGCAGGACUUCAAGUCAGCAGAGCACAAUACAUUUUCCCGUUGAACGUUUUCCGUAGGCAUUUGGUUGUCCUUUCCUAACAAGACAAUUCCUUCUAAGGACAGAAAUAAACAGUCUUCCUUAUUUUACCAAGACGGUUUUUCUCGUGUCUCAAGUCUAACUUCGUAUUGUGUACUUUGUAAAGUCUUGUCAGUAAAUAAAUUUCACAUUGUAUGUUCAAUA
Messenger RNA from Megalopta genalis, 2474 nucleotides. RefSeq names its product cytochrome P450 6A1. NCBI's taxonomy places the organism in Eukaryota, Metazoa, Arthropoda, Insecta, Hymenoptera, Halictidae. Gene Ontology annotation, molecular function: iron ion binding; oxidoreductase activity, acting on paired donors, with incorporation or reduction of molecular oxygen; monooxygenase activity. The record is from RefSeq and is a predicted model, not a curated record.